AUGAAUCAAGUAUUUCGAAAGUACUGUAUUUUAAUCAUAUGUUUUGUGAUUUCCAAUCAAUGUAUUGGACAACAAAUACGAGUGUUUGAAAGUGCAAAAUGUAAUAAAGACUCAUAUUUUGUGAAUGUAUUAAAGCCUGAAAUCCAAUCUAAGGCUCCGGUUGUGAACAGAAUUAUUCAAUUCAUACUGAAUUCAAAUGAAAGAAAUAAAACAUACGAAGAAUUGGCAGAAUUUGUCGAUACGUUUGGCGGAAGACUAUCCGGUUCUCCAGCACUGGAAAACUCAACCGACUAUUUAAUCGCAAAACUUCAAAAUGAAAACCUCGAUCACGUAUACACUGAGGAUGUUUUAGUGCCAAAAUGGGAAAGGGGUACAGAAUGGGCCCAAAUGGUUGAGCCCCGCGCUCAACGAUUGGGGAUAUUAGGUAUGGCCGGAAGUGCGAGUACACCAAAGGGUGGACUCAAAGCCGAAGUACUCGUCUGUAAUUCAAUGGAGGAAUUAAAUGAUAUCUCAAAUGACAAAAUCAAAGACAAAAUCGUUUUAUUGAACACCAAUCGAGUGAACGGAUCGUAUAUUAAAUUCAAAUUAGACGGCACUCGUAUGGUAGCCGAUGGGGGAGGGGUAGCCGUUAUGUUCAGGUCGUACGCCAAGGAUACGGUAUACUCGCCCCACGCGGGGAUAAUUAGGUACUAUUCAAAGGACACACAAAUACCAGUCGUCAGUAUAGCGGCCGAAGACUCGGACUUAUUGCACAGAUUAAGCAAAAGAGGUGUCAAAGUAAUGGUUAAUCUCCAUCUGGAGUCCACUUUCUAUGGUAUGACACGAUCGAGGAAUUUGAUGGCAGAUCUGGUUGGCACUCAAUAUCCGGGUGAAUCAGUGGUGGUGAGCGCCCAUCUGGACAGUUGGGAUGUGGGACAGGGAGCUAUCGAUGACGGGGCCGGCGUUUUUAUAUCAUGGCGAGCGCUGUCAUUAAUUAAAAAGUUGGGAUUAAAGACCAAAAGGACUUUAAAACUAAUCCUCUUUACCGGUCAUGAGAUGGGAAGGUUUGGAUCCAAGGCUUACGUUGAGAAACACUCGCAAAAUCUGCAAAACACAAGUGUAAUACUGAACUCAGAUUACGGAACCUUCCGACCCUUUGGACUGACACUAUCCGCCCGUAAUACCAGAGCUCAAUGUAUUGUCUACGAAGUGCUGCAACUCCUUCACAAAAUCAAUGCCACAGAACUAGUGGUCGGAAAGAGUUAUGACUUAACACAGAGCGACGGAAAUGAGUUCAUGAGGGCUGGUAUCCCAGCAUCGGGUCUACUCAACGACAAUACAAAGCACUGGUAUUACUCGCACACAAACGCGGACACAAUGAGUGCAAUCAACCCCUACUAUCUGGACCUGUGCUCAAUCGUAUGGACCGCCGCCUCCUAUGUUUUGGCCGAUUUGACCGAAAUGUUGCCAAAAGACUAA
This is a messenger RNA of Oppiella nova, 1458 nucleotides long. The record is from the annotation of a GenBank genome assembly. Lineage: Eukaryota; Metazoa; Arthropoda; Arachnida; Sarcoptiformes; Oppiidae.